Molecule: messenger RNA, 3458 nt
Organism: Neofelis nebulosa (Clouded leopard)
Lineage: Eukaryota; Metazoa; Chordata; Mammalia; Carnivora; Felidae
Gene: ZNF146
Product: zinc finger protein 146
Exons: 4
Coding region: 1189-2067 (292 amino acids)
Biological process (GO): regulation of transcription by RNA polymerase II
Molecular function (GO): RNA polymerase II cis-regulatory region sequence-specific DNA binding; DNA-binding transcription factor activity, RNA polymerase II-specific
Source: RefSeq, a predicted model, not a curated record
GCCGCGUCGCGGAGACUUCUGGGAGCUCUUGCUCGCCAUCGGAGUGCGCAGGCGCAGCGCGCCGAGUGGACAUUUUGGUCUUUGUCCGCGGGUCAGUCCGGCCCCUGGGUCCACGUGGCGCGAAAGUAGGAGGGCCGCUUCCUUGUGCAUCCCUGGAGACUGCACCUUUUUCAUCAUUCAGAAGGCCUGGAGGCCCCAGGGCUGAGUUCUAGGAUGGUACUUUGGCCCCCAGCAUUAAUAUUCUAGUGCUGUGUCAUUUCCCCAAUAGCAGGUUAUAAACCAACUACACCGUAUGUGAUCCUCUGUUGGAACAAGAAGACAAACUCUGGAUGGUGGAGAACAAAGUGGAAAGGAAAUUUGUUCAGGUCGUUUCCAGACUUAUGCUUUUGAACACACAAGUGUUCCUGAGGAAGGAAGAGGAAGACAGACUUAAGAAGCCUGAGAAGAUGAUGAGCAGAUAGAGAGGCAACAAGAUUUGGGAGGCAAGUUGCAUCCAUCUCCAAUAAAGUACAGACUGAGGAAAAAAAGCAGUGAACUAAGAAAAUUGGAAGGAUACUUCUUCUGAUCUCAGACCUUAUAUCUUUAAGGAAACACCUUUUUCAAAUUACCUGGAAAGAGUGUGAAACAAAAUUUAGACUUAAUUGUGAGGGAAGUUGUGUAGGGGAGAAUCAUUAAUUUAACUAGGAAAUCCUGCCUCUGCUUGCUCCUUAUGCUAAUAACCCCCUUUAAAUGUAAAUCAGUGUGGAAAUGUCUUCAGUUAAAACCAUUUGAGCAUAGAAAAACCCUAUGAAAUUACUGAAUGUGGCAAAACUUUCACUUACAUGUCACACCUCAUUAAAUGUAGAAGUCAGGCUUAAGAGAAACCCUGUUCUAAGGAAUACUGAAGAGCCUUUAGGUAGAUGAUAGAUCUCUGAGCAGAAGAAAAUUUUUUACUGGAGAGAAACCAGUGAAUAUAACAAAACUUCGUUGAUCAUUAGAAAAUUUGGACAGAAAGCUUUCAAAUGUACUGAGUAUGAUAUAGUCUUCUCUCAAACUUUAUCCCUUCCUCUAUAUUUGAAAGGUCAUACACAGAGAAUCCUUACAAAUGUAAGAAAUAUGGAAAUUCCUUCAGCCAAAAGUAAAUCCUAAUUCAUCAAAAAAAUUCAUACUGGAGAGAAACCUUGUGAAUGUGGGAAAGCUUCCAUUCAGAUGUCACACCUCAGUCAGCAGAAAAUUUGUAGUGGGGAAAACCCCUUUGCCUGUAAGGUAUGUGGGAAAGUCUUCAGCCACAAAUCAAAUCUUACUGAGCAUGAACAUUUUCAUAAUAGAGAGAAACCUUUUGAAUGUAACGAAUGUGGAAAAGCCUUUAGCCAGAAGCAAUAUGUUAUUAAACAUCAGAACACCCAUACCGGAGAGAAGCUUUUUGAAUGUAAUGAAUGUGGAAAAUCCUUCAGCCAGAAGGAAAACCUUCUCACCCAUCAGAAAAUUCACACUGGAGAGAAACCUUUUGAGUGUAAGGAUUGUGGGAAAGCUUUCAUUCAGAAGUCAAACCUCAUCAGACACCAGAGAACUCACACAGGAGAGAAGCCUUUUGUAUGUAAGGAAUGUGGAAAAACCUUCAGUGGCAAAUCUAACCUUACCGAGCAUGAGAAAAUUCAUAUUGGGGAGAAACCCUUUAAAUGUAGUGAAUGUGGAACAGCUUUUGGCCAGAAGAAGUACCUCAUAAAACAUCAAAACAUUCACACUGGAGAGAAACCCUAUGAAUGUAAUGAAUGUGGAAAAGCCUUCUCUCAAAGAACAUCACUUAUCGUACAUGUGAGAAUUCAUUCAGGUGAUAAACCUUACGAAUGCAAUGUAUGUGGAAAAGCCUUCUCUCAAAGUUCAUCUCUCACUGUGCAUGUGAGAAGCCAUACAGGUGAGAAACCCUAUGGUUGUAAUGAAUGUGGGAAAGCUUUCUCUCAAUUCUCAACCCUUGCUCUGCAUUUGAGAAUACACACAGGUAAGAAGCCUUAUCAAUGUAGUGAAUGUGGGAAAGCUUUUAGCCAGAAGUCACACCAUAUUAGACACCAGAAAAUUCAUACUCAUUAAAAAACCCUGUAAAUAUCAUAAAAAUUGGAAAGUGUUCAUCAGGAAUUUAAACCUCAUAGCACAUCAGAAAUGAUCAUACUGAAAGAAUAUAUCACAAAUGAGGAAAACAAAAGCUAAAAAGUUACUGGACACCAUGGAAUUUAUACUGAAGAGAAAGACAUUUAUAUGAUAAAAAUCCUGGGCCCCCAGAAAAGCUGAUGGCCUAGGUAAUGCUGGAACUUUAGACGCAUUUCCACCAAACAUGCUUCUUAUUGCUGUCUGCAUUUAUCUGGAGAUCUUCAUCAACGUAAUCAAAAUAUAAGUUUUAAGUAUUGGCAAGGAAGAGACUUUUAUGGUAUUGAUUUAGUAGAACAGAAGAGAUUCUGGAAACACCUAUGCAUCUAUUAAAAUUUAGAAUAUGAUAGAAAUGACAAUAGGAGGUGAGAAGAUAAUGGGACUAUGUAAAAAGUGAUUUGGAGGUAAUUUGUUCUCCAAGGAAAAAACAGACCAUGAACUAUAAACAGAGGUAAGAACCAAGAGGAUAAGAACAAGAAUAUAAGCUGUAUACUGAAAUGGUUAUGACCUUGGGAGUAGGGAGACAUUCCUUAUAAUAAGCUCAAAAAUUCUCUGAAUUUCUAUGCUUAGGAAAUAUGUAUCAGUCUGCUUACUGUGGCAUGAUUUGUAGUUAGCCAUAAGUUGGAAACACCUUAAAUGCCCAUUGGGAGCAAAAUGGAAAAUACUUAUGAUGGAAUACUGUAUAUCUGUAAAAUUUAGCAAAUGAGAUCUAUAUUACAGAGAAAGAUCUCAAAAAUCAUGUUGAAGAGGGAAAAUGAAGUUGCAGAAUAACAUAUAUUACAAUGCAUUUUGUAAAUUUUAACUAAAACUUUACUCACAAAAUUCAGUACUAUGUAUUGGUAAUGGAUAAAUAUAUGUAUGUAUGUUUUUAAAAUGUUUUUGGAAUGGAUUGGAAGGAUACAGACCAAACUCUUGAUAGUGGUUGCUUGUGAAGAGUGGAGCAGGGAAGGGGAUGAGUGUGGGAGGGAUGGGAUGGGGACUGUUUAAAGGGGGGUUUCAUUUUUAUAUAUAAAUAUCCAUUUCUCUUAAAAACUAAAGACUGCAAGUAAAUAUAUCAAAAUACUGGAUAAUUCUGAUUGUGGUAUAUGGAUAUCUUGUCUUAUUUUUUGUACUUUUCUGUAUUUUUAAAUUUUCUCAAAAUUAAUAAGAAUGGGGGUGAGGAUGGGAACACUGUACCUAUAGAAAUCAUGUUCUAAUGGAUUCAUUCCCAAUCAAGUACUAAACUUUUUAUAGAAAAUAUUUCUAAAAUUUUAUCAAUGAUGAGUGGAUGGACUUGCUCUCUAUGUAAUAUGAAAUUAUCUAUUUUAUUAAAAUUAAAAAUGAUCACAUAAUCCAAA